This is a messenger RNA of Octodon degus (degu), 690 nucleotides long. Its product is annotated as 60S ribosomal protein L7a. Gene Ontology annotation, biological process: ribosome biogenesis. NCBI's taxonomy places the organism in Eukaryota, Metazoa, Chordata, Mammalia, Rodentia, Octodontidae. The coding region runs from base 1 to 690 and encodes 229 amino acids. The record is from RefSeq and is a predicted model, not a curated record. The transcript has a single exon. Gene Ontology annotation, cellular component: ribonucleoprotein complex.
AUGCCAAAAGGGAAGAAGGACAAGGACAAGAAGGUGGUCCCAGCCACUGCUGUCAUGAAGAAGCAGGAGGCCAAAAAGGUGGUAAAUCGCCUGUUUGAGAAGAGGCCAAAGAAUUUUGGCAUUGGACAGGAUAUCCAGCCCAAGAGAGACCUCAUCCGCUUUGUCAAAUGGCCCCGCUACCUCUGGCUGCAGCGACAGAAGGCCAUCCUGUACAAGCGGCUGAAGGUGCCCCCUGUGAUUAGCCAGUUCACCCAGGCCUUGGACUGCCAAACAGCUACCCAGCUGCUUAAACUCGCCCACAAGUACAGACCAGAGACCAAGCAAGAGAAGAAGCAAAGGCUGUUGGCCCGGGCAGAGAAGAAAGCUGCUGGCAAAGGGGAUGUCCCCACUAAGAGUCCACUGGUCCUCAGAGCAGGUGUCAACACUGUCACCACUCUGACAGAGAACAAGAAGGCUCAGCUUGUGGAGAUUGCACAUGACGUGGAUCCCAUCGAGCUGGUCGUGUUCCUGCCUGUCCUGUGUCGCAAGGUGGGGGUUCCUUACUGCAUCAUCAAGGGGAAGGCCAGACUGGGACGUCUGGUCCACAGGAAGACCUGUACCACUGUCGCCUUCACACAAGUCAACCCGGAAGACAAAGGCACUCUGCUUAAGCUGGUGGAGGUCAUUGGGACCAACUACAAUGACAGAUAG